Molecule: messenger RNA, 3900 nt
Organism: Cololabis saira (Pacific saury)
Lineage: Eukaryota; Metazoa; Chordata; Actinopteri; Beloniformes; Belonidae
Gene: wdr44
Product: WD repeat domain 44
Exons: 20
Coding region: 402-3119 (905 amino acids)
Molecular function (GO): protein binding
Source: RefSeq, a predicted model, not a curated record
UAGAAGAAGAAACCGCCCCAGACUCGCCCAUACAGCUCAUUAGGAUGUUUUUCUCAGUUAGUGCUGUGUUUACGACGCGGUUCAUUGACUCUGUUAGGUUUCUAGCUGAUCCAGAAGGCUCCGUUAAGACGCACAUGUGGUCUCCUCCUCUCUGAUCUGGACGGUGGCGAUCUAUGAACGAGGCGGUCCAGCAGCUUCUGUCGCUAGCUGAUCGAUAUGACGGGACGGUUGACAAGCGAGUGUCUGUGCAACGACAGGGACUAGCCUUAGAAUAAGAGUUAAAAACACGCUGUUCACUCCAGUCAGGAAGGAUAAAGCGAGACAUUUAUGUAUAACACUUAGACCGUCCAGCUGAGUACACAGCUGUGUUAGUGGGACUAGCCUACAGUAGGAGCUACACUAUGGCGUCAGAUACCAGUGACACCGAGGAGUUUUAUGACGCUCCAGAGGUUAUAACUCCCUCUCCUCACGUGUCACCUGCAAAGUUUGUCAUUCCUUCACCUCAGGUCUCGCAAAUCUCAGUCCCCGCUGCACAGGAUGUGAGCUGUGCCGCAUCUGAAACUCAGCAAGACGACCCCCUGCAGAUCAUUGAUAGCAUCAUCGAGGAGAGUCAAAAGGGAAAUGUAGGUGACGUCGGUGAGGUGGCUGAGCUGUUAGACCACCUACAUGUCGAUGCACGUUCAGAACCAGACCCAAAACGGGAGAACGAUGCAGACGGAGUCCCCGAGGAACCUGCAGCUCCAGCUGCUGCACCUGAACUUGUCGACGCCUCAGAGGAACAACAAAAAAGUGCAGUAACAAACGGAGAGUGCCCUUUAGCUGCUGCUGCUGAAUCCAUAGAUGUUCCAGAGCCGUCGGCUGAUUCCCAGGAACACAUUCAGCCUCCAGACAUCACCAGUACCCUAGGACAGAGUCAGCCUGAGAGGGCUGUCGUAGCUGCAGAAGGGGAGUCGGAGCACAGACCUGCAGACAUCUUAGACCAGGUUCCCUCAACAGACGGGUCGGAUAACCCCAACUCUCCAGGCCCCGUGAAACCCCCGAGACAAUUCACAGUGGAGCCAGAUAUUGUAGCCAGCACAAAGAAGCCUCCUCCCUCCCGCCCACCUCCUCCUAGCGGGGGUCCCCCACCAAGACCACCGCCACCGUCCUGGCAAAGCUUGCCUUCCAAAAAGCCAACGAGACCAACUGGACUGGACGUUGGUCAAGUGAACAGCGACUCCCCGGAGCCGUCCGGCCUGCUGUCUCCUUGCAGCACAGUGAAGAGUCUAACUAAAGAGCUGCAGCAUUCCCUAGAUCUUGCCAGUGCCACCAGUGGGGAUAAAGUGGUGACGGCACAGGAAAAUGAGGAUGAACAGGCUUCAUCUCAGGGUGAAGGCAACACUCCAGGCCCUCAGCGUCCACGCUCCGACUCUGGUAGAGAGCUGACGGAUGAAGAAAUCUUAGCCAGUGUGAUGAUCAAGAAUCUAGACACGGGAGAAGAGAUCCCUCUGAUUCAGGCGGAAGAGAAACUUCCUACUGGGAUCAACCCCCUCACCCUGCACAUCAUGAGGAGGACCAAGGAGUACAUUACGAACGAUGCGGCUCAGUCAGAUGACGAUGACAAAUCUCAGGCUGCUCUGACAGACACAGAUGGAGGAAAAUUGAAGCAGAAAACAACCCAGCUAAAAAAGUUCCUGGGCAAGUCUGUGAAGAAGGCCAAGCACUUUGCCGAGGAGUACGGCGAGAAGGCGGUCAAUAAGGUGAAGAGCGUGCGUGACGAAGUGUUCCACACGGAUCAGGACGACCCGUCCUCCAGUGACGACGAGGGCAUGCCUUACACCAGACCUGCCAAGUUCAAGGCAGCACACAGCUUCAAGGGGCCCUUCGACUUUGACCAGAUUAAGGUCGUGCAGGACCUAAGUGGAGAACACAUGGGGGCUGUGUGGACUAUGAAGUUCUCUCACUGUGGGAGGCUGCUGGCAACGGCAGGGCAAGAUAAUAUUGUUCGCAUUUGGGUGCUGAAGACUGCGUUUGACUACUUCAACAAUAUGAGACUAAAGUACAACACUGAAGGUCGAGUUUCACCCUCUCCUUCUCAGGAAAGCUUAUGCUCUUCUAAAUCUGACACUGAUCCUGGGGCGAGUUGUAUUCCAGAGGACCCGGACACUGAAGAUAAAAACGCCCCUUUCCGCCCAGUCCCCUUCUGCAAGUACAAGGGUCACACAGCUGAUCUGCUGGACUUGUCCUGGUCCAAGAACUUCUUCCUGCUCUCCUCCUCCAUGGAUAAGACGGUCCGGUUGUGGCACAUAUCAAGGAGAGAGUGUCUCUGCUGCUUUCAGCACAUUGAUUUUGUCACAGCCAUUGCUUUCCACCCCAGAGAUGACCGAUACUUCUUAAGCGGCUCCCUGGAUGGAAAACUACGACUUUGGAACAUUCCAGACAAAAAAGUGGCGCUGUGGAACGAGGUGGACGGUCAGACCCGACUCAUCACCGCCGCCAACUUCUGUCAGAACGGGAAGUACGCGGUGAUCGGCACCUACGACGGCCGCUGCAUCUUCUACGACACAGAGCGUCUGAAAUACCACACUCAAAUUCACGUGCGGUCGACUAGAGGAAGGAACAAAGUCGGACGCAAAAUCACUGGCAUUGAACCUCUGCCCGGGGAGAAUAAGAUUUUGGUGACUUCAAAUGAUUCCCGUAUUCGACUGUACGACCUGAGGGACUUAUCUCUGUCCAUGAAGUACAAGGGUUACGUCAACAGCAGCAGCCAGAUCAAGGCCAGCUUCAGCCAUGACUACUCCUUCAUAGUGAGCGGCUCAGAAGACAGAUACGUGUACAUCUGGAGCACUUACCACGACCUGAGCAAGUUCACGUCUGUCCGACGGGACCGCAAUGACUUCUGGGAAGGGAUUAAAGCACACAAUGCGGUGGUCACCUCAGCCGUUUUUGCCCCCAAUCCUGGGCUCAUUGUUCCGCAGGAAAGUGGAGCAGAGAAACCGGAAGCUGACCGGAAGAGCCUGGACUCCACAGACUCUGAAACCAUCCCGUCAGGAGCACUAAAGACGGAUCACACAGAGGUUCUCCUCUCUGCCGACUUCACUGGAGCCAUCAAGGUUUUUAUCAAUGUAAAGAAGUACUGAGCAGCUCAGAGACGCCUCAGACGGACCGACUGUCAGCUUUUACCUUGAUAUGGACGACAGCCCGUCAAGAAUCUUCUAAGAUCAUCCGACUACCUAACGGUUACUGCUCUGAGACGUGCGUUGUAGAUAAAGGGACUGGGUGGAAGAAAUGAACUGUACAAAACUGACGAGGUCAGAUUCCUGGUCGCAUUUCUAUUUUUUAAUCUUUCAUAUCAGGUGACUGUGAUGGGUCUAAAAUGUGAAGAUCCGGAGACACCAAACAAAUGUUUCAAGCAGAAAACGCUUCUGUUCAGAUGUGUAUGUGUACAUUUAUAGCUGUAUGUUCCAGAAUGACUAUACAGGAGCUACCGUAGAGAGCUAUUUGCAGCAGUUUGGGCACCUUACUUGUUUCUUUGGCUCUUUCGUUUCAGAAAAGUCCAUUCUCAGUGGGAAGUUCUGUUGUUCUGAGACUUGAAAGCAUUGGUCUCAAUUUCAAAGUUGAUUUAAUUCUCAUUUGCAAGCACUUAUGCCUCCAAAAUCCUGUAUUUGAACUUUUCCUCUUAAAUAUCAAACACUUAAGCAGGUAACAGCAACACGGCGGAUAUGUGUGUGUGUGCAAUUACUGUUAGGGCUGGCUGUCACUUUUUUCUCCGAAAAAUACUGGCUCUUAAGUACUUUUGAUAAUGUCUUUGUUCGACAGAAGCACAUUUCAUUAUUAUUACUGUAAAUCCACUGUAACAUUGCAAACUCGGCUUUUAUAAAGAAAAGAAAGAUAUGCUCUUACUUUCCUUAAUAAAAAAAA